CACCAAUGGAAGGGGGACCAGUACCAGGACCUCACAGUGACGUGAACACUGUCUUGGUAGUGAGUGUGUCUGACGUAAUAUAAAUACAGGCACACUCUACAAUGAUCAUUCAUCACUGUAGUAACCUGUAGAAGAAGUUGAAUACUGUGGGAAAAGUGUGUGAGAAGUAGAAACAUUAUAUCGAAGUUAUAUCAUGGACUGUCGACUAUAACAACAACAUUAUAAAUAAGAAGAUAAGAUAAACUAUUAUAUCGUGAUCUACAGUACAAUAGAGGCAACAGUAAGACAAGAUGAGAGAGAGAAGUAUUAGUAUGAUGUCUCCUGUUGCAUUGGGGCUGGUCUUGAUAGCACUGUGCCCAGGAACAGUGCUGUCAGCGUGGGGAUUCAACAGUGGCAGUGUCCUUCUGAAAGACAUAGAAGUACUUACCUUAUACAAUGGCAAGAUGACUCAAGGACAGCGUUCUUCACCAGUACCUCAGUUGGAGUGUGUCCAUGGUGGAACUGCCCCUUGUAGUGCCUUCAAACCCCGGGUAGUGCAGUGUUACAACCGGGGGUGGGACGGGGUGGAUGUACAGUGGGAGUGCAAGACUGACAUGGACAAUGCAUUCAGGUUUGGCGACAUUGAAGUCUCAUGUGAGGGUUACAGCAGCCGGGAUGACCCUUAUGUGUUGAAGGGAUCUUGUGGCUUGAGGUACUCCAUAGACUACACCAAGGAGGGACUCAACCAGAAGCAGGGUCAUCAUCACAAUUACUAUGGUGAUCAAACCACAGGAUACGAAAGUCACGCAAGUCCUGGAAAUCACGGAAAACAGAAAUUGUCAAGUGCAAGCUACUUCGCUGAUUUGAUUGUGCUAGUUGCUGCAGCUUUGAUGUGUUGGGCUUUCUACAAGACUUGUAUUCAAUCUUCUCGUCGAGUUGGCCAGGAUGCUCACAGUAACACCAAUGAUGAUUACCCAGCAGGAGGAGGUGGUGGUGGUGGUGGUUAUGGAUGGUUUGGUCAGGGAAGUGGUGGUGGUACACCUCCUACAGCCCCACCACCACCUGCAGGGUUCCAAUCAGGAUAUAGAGAUGAUGCCUCUUGCAGAAACCGUACUGCUGGAGGUGCAGCAGGAGGCAGUAGUGGUGGAGGAGGUUUCUGGAGUGGAGCUGCUGCUGGUGGUUUACUUGGGUACAUGUUUGGAAGGGGCGGCCAAAACAACUACGGAGGAGGUUAUGGUCGGCAACGUCCAUGGGGUGGCAACUCAGGAUGGGGGUCAUCUAGUUGGGGAGGUGGUGGAGGUGGCUUCUCUGGUGGAGGAGGAGGAGGCGGGUCUACAGGAACCCGUACUUCUUCAGGUUUUGGUGGUACUAGUCGACGCUAGAUUCUUGUGGACACCUAAAAUGUAACUUUAAACCUGAAAAAUCAAAGAACAUAAACAUUUACAAUGAAUAUUACCAUAGAUGGUCCUAUUUUGUAUUGUGGAGUUUUUGUGCUACGGAAGUAACUCUUUCUAAUAACCAUUGAUUGAUCUUUAAAUACAGCUCUUGAAUGUUGUGUGGGAUUUGUAAUUUUCCAACCGGUGUGAGAUGGAUGGAACUUACAAAAGUUUUUCCAAUGUACUGUACUGUAUACUUGCAUUACCAACGUGUCUGUUUACUGUGCAGUACUCGUCUUACUCUAAUUGCUUCUCUAAUAAGAUGAGUGUAUGUAGUGAUGAAGAUUGUGUAUGUCAUAUAUGCCUACAUUAUUAUCUUUAUAAGUUUUCAGUACAUUAAGAAGGAAGACUUUGAUUAGAAAUAUUAGAGUAAAUUUUUCUUUCCAACACAAGUAUAAACCUGAGAUUGAAUAAAAUGUAUGGAUAUUUUAUUUUAUUUUUUUAAAUUGUAAACUUUCACUGAAUACACAAUGUAAAGUUUAAUAAUACUUUACAUAACUUCAUUUUUAAAGGAGUACUGUACAUGUCUGGGCUAAUACACUACAGUUAAUUUUAUUGUUCUGUACAUUUUUGCACAUUCUGUUGUUGAGUUUUGUUCUUUUGUUGAUGCUGACAAAGGUUUAAGUUUUUGUGCACAAACUAUUUAUUCUCUGGUUACCAAGAAUCUUCAUUUCAAUGUUUCCAAAACUGCAGUACUGCACAUGUACAAUAAAACACAAGUUUUAUUUAGAAUGCUUUUAUCUAUAGGAGUAAUGAAAUUUACAGCAUUUAUGGGCCAGAAUGGACAGUUAAUCAUUUGGUGGUGACGUACGAAGACCAAUAAAUGACAUUUUGCAAUCUGAAUUGACAGUUGUAAAACAUGAACUAACAAAUAUAACAUUCACUCAACACAGUGAAUGUCUCCUACAUCAUUUGUUGGUGUAUUUGUUAGUUCAUGUUUUACAACUGUCAAUUCAGAUUGCAAAAUGUCAUUUAUUGGUCUUCGUACGUCACCACCAAAUGAUUAACUGUCCAUUCUGGCCCAAAAAUGCUGUUAUAUUGAUUAGAUUUUGAGGACUAUUAUUUUAAUAAUGGUGCAGUUGUUGUUUUUUUUUCUUUUUUCUUUUUUUUAGGUUGGUGGUGAUGUUUGCAUUAUCUGGUGAUAUGUAGGGUAUGAGUGUUAAAGUCCUGGGCUACAGUAUUUACUUCUUACAAUAUGUUACAGUUGCCAGGAGAUAUAAUAUAUGUUAUUGAUAUAUAUGUUUAUUUAUAAGUUAUUACUGUUUAUUCAUUAUUUAUAAUCACUGAAUUAUCUUUUUUACCAUGUAUGUAUUCCUUUAAGUUACUUACUUGUUUCAGCAUUUUGAUUAUCCAGAAUCUUUAUACAAUAUAUUUAGUACCUUUGUUCAUUGGUUUAAUGUAAUGAGAGGAAGUAUGAUAUGAAGCUUUCCGUAAUGCUAAUUGAACAAAUGUGAAUAUUAGACAGUA
Homarus americanus (American lobster) is the source of this 2882-nucleotide messenger RNA. Its product is annotated as store-operated calcium entry-associated regulatory factor-like. NCBI's taxonomy places the organism in Eukaryota, Metazoa, Arthropoda, Malacostraca, Decapoda, Nephropidae. Gene Ontology annotation, biological process: regulation of store-operated calcium entry. The transcript is spliced from 4 exons. The record is from RefSeq and is a predicted model, not a curated record. Gene Ontology annotation, cellular component: endoplasmic reticulum membrane. Bases 291 to 1361 code for a protein of 356 amino acids.